Messenger RNA from Lobosporangium transversale, 1408 nucleotides. RefSeq names its product fructose-bisphosphate aldolase, class II. The coding region runs from base 54 to 1130 and encodes 358 amino acids. The transcript has 4 exons. Gene Ontology annotation, molecular function: zinc ion binding; fructose-bisphosphate aldolase activity. The record is from RefSeq and is a predicted model, not a curated record. Gene Ontology annotation, cellular component: cytosol. NCBI's taxonomy places the organism in Eukaryota, Fungi, Mortierellomycota, Mortierellomycetes, Mortierellales, Mortierellaceae. Gene Ontology annotation, biological process: gluconeogenesis; glycolytic process.
CUACUCCAUACUAAUCGCUUCACCCUUGUUCCAUACUCCUUUAAAUAUUCACAAUGGGUCUUCUUGAUAUUGUUCCUGCUGGUGUUAUCACUGGUUCUGAUGUCCGCAAAGUAUUUGCCUAUGCUUCCGAGCACGGGUUUGCCAUCCCUGCCAUCAAUUGCACUUCUUCCUCGACUGUUAAUGCUGCUCUCGAGGCUGCUCGUGAUUCAAAGUCCCCUCUCAUCAUCCAGUUUUCCAACGGCGGUGCCGCUUACUUUGCCGGGAAGGGUAUCUCGAACAAGGACGAGAAGGCUUCAAUCCUUGGAGCCAUUGCUGGAGCUCAUCAUGUCCGCCAUGUCGCAAAGGCCUAUGGUGUCCCCGUGAUUUUGCACUCUGAUCAUUGUGCCAAGAAGCUCCUUCCUUGGUUCGACGGCAUGUUGGCUGCUGACGAGGAGUACUUUGCAAAGCAUGGCGAGCCUCUCUUCUCAUCCCACAUGCUCGAUCUUUCUGAGGAGAGCAAAGAGGAAAACAUUGCAACCUGUGUUAAAUACCUUGAAAGGAUGGCCAAGAUCAACUGUCACCUUGAGAUGGAGAUUGGCAUCACUGGGGGUGAGGAGGACGGCGUUGAUAACUCUGAUGUCGAUAAUGCUGCGCUCUACACUCAACCUGAGGAUAUCCUUGAAAUCUACAAUGCCUUCUCAAAGAUCACAGACUUGUUCUCAAUCGCUGCAGGCUUUGGUAACGUCCAUGGGGUUUAUAGUCCCGGCAACGUAAAGCUUCAUCCUGAGCUCCUUGGCAAGCAUCAGGCAUAUGUGAAGGAACAGCUUAAGCUGGAAACUGAUAAGCCCGUUUGGUUUGUCUUCCAUGGAGGCUCGGGCUCGACCGAGCAAGAAAUCAAGACUGCAGUCAAGUUUGGUGUUGUCAAGAUGAACGUUGAUACGGACACUCAAUGGGCAUACUGGAAAGGUAUCAGAGACUUUUAUGAGGCCAAGAAGGGCUACCUUCAGGCUCAGGUCGGAAACCCCGAGGGCCCUAACAAACCCAAUAAGAAAUUCUAUGACCCCCGUGUCUGGGUCCGUGAAGGUGAAAAGACCAUGUCCGAGCGCGUCAAGGAAGCUAAUCAGGAUCUAGGCAAUGUCAACCGCUUAUAAAUAAAUAAAAAAUAAAGUCUUUGUUGUUUUUUUUUAUGCAGAAGUUUACCUCCCCUGAUUUGCUACCACUAGGGCAUUUUGGUAUGUUAAAAAAGCCAAACUGAAAUAUGUGCAUUAACAAAGCAAGGCGGGAAAGUAUGGCUCAAAAAGGUCAUGCUGGCCAAUGUCUUGUGCUCUAAAGCUACAUGCCAUACGCUUACGAGCGCAGAACUGUUAGGGGUUAUAGUAACGAUUUGAAAACGUGUAUAUUCGUGAGCAUCAAUUGGCUUUUUUUUUUU